GAGAGGGAGUGGGGUCGGUGAGCAAGAGGAGCGUAAGCGGGUGGCGAGUGAGUGGGCAGGCGAAUGAAUAUGAGAGAACGAGAAUGACCAAAGACGAAUAAUGUAUUCGAUAAUUGCUAUUUUAAGUAUUUUUCCGUCAUCGAAAUGUAGAAGUGCAAAAUUUCCAAGUAUUUCAGGAUACAUAAUAAAAGUGGAUUACGGUUUACCCAAGUAUGGCAGAUUUGGUUAAUUUUGAUACUUGGUUAAGUCAACUUGAAUGUCCUCAUUGGUAUACCACAGACUAUGUUAAAGAAACACUACAUAAAGGUGUAUUGGGGUUGUUAUGGGAUGAUGUACCUCAAAUCAUUAGACCAUUUUCUGAAGUUUCAGAAAUAAGAAAAAAUAUCUUAUUAUAUAAAUUAAAAAAUGAGCCAAAAGAUUCUUUGAUCGAAAGUGUUAGAGAUACUGUUUACUUGAGAGAAGAAAGAGAGAAGCUUAAUCUUCAGAUUAAAAAUGCAGAAGAAAAGUGGAAUCGACAAGAAUUUAUCUGCAGACAAAAAGUACAAUUGUUGGAAAAGAAGAAAACAGAAAGACAGGCUUUAGAAAUAAAAAAGGAAAUAUUCAAAAUUAAAAAUGAACAAAUGUUAAUGCAAAUUGCAAACUGUUCAAAAAUGCAGGAAAUAUGUCAUCAUUUAAUGCCACCAUCCGUAGAAGAAGUAUCUCAAUUAAUGAUAAUUGAGUGUCUUUCGCUUGCUAGUAAUUAUUCUGGUGGCCCAGAUAAAAGAAAAGUCUGGAAUAAAAUCGCAGAAAUGCUAAAUUCUAUUAAAAUACCGGUAUUAUGGAAUGCAUUGAUGACAGCAAGAAUAAAUUACACUAAUUUUCUCAUUGAUUUAGAUAUUGAGGAAGACGAAACUCAUGAAAGUAAAACUGGAAUCAAUUUAGAUAUUGGUACAGCGCAGAUCUGUGGUGAACAUCUUCAUAAUGUAUCGAAACGUUUUAUACAUAAAGAGAGAACAAAAAAGAACGAAAUAAUGACUAUGGAAUAUGUUGAAAAAAUUGAACAAAUAAUUGAGAAACAUAGACCAGACUUAAAUGAUUGGUUACCAUUAACUCUGGAAGUUAGAAAAUUAGAAGUUCUGAGCACGGAACUGCAAAAGGAACUCAAAAAGCUUGAAGAACAAUUACCAAUUGAUGUGAUGGUUGAGGACAUUAUGAUCCAGUUAAUCACUGACAUUAAGAAUAUUGAUAGCAAAACAACUGAUUGUGUUCAAGAAAUUCAAAAUGCCUUUGGACUGCUUAAAUCAUCGGGACCGUUAAUUACAAAGACAAAAGAAUCUCUUCUCAGUGAAUUGGAUAAAUUUCAAUUGCUACAAAAUAACGAAGAAAAUCAAUGGUUAACGAUUGACCUAAGCACUGAAUUAAUGGUCUUUAAUAAUAAUAUAGAUAUUAAUGCAUUGAGAAAAAUUAUGUUAAAAGGAGAGACUGGUGUUUAUAAGCAUCUGCAGAUGUGUUUCAAUAAAGCCUCUUUAAUUGUAGAUAUACCGAAAAGUGAAAAUGUAUCGAAUUUUCCAAUGAUAAGAGUUCCUAUUUAUUAUUUAAUAGAUUUAUAUAAAAUGUAUAUUACGAACUCUGUAUUGAGCAAACGACUCAAUGAAACCAUGGAUAAUUUUGAAGACUCUUCUGGGUCGCUACCUGAUUCUUCGACUAUUGCUACCUUUUCUAAUCAAAACUUGAUGGAAUUGUUGAGAACGAUUGACACAAUAUGUAAAAAAACUCUACAGCAUAGUGAAGAAUUUGAGCAAAUUUUAAAAACUUGGUCCACUCAAGCUGUGCGGGAAAUAGUAUCAAAAAUAUACUGCAAAAAGACUGUAAACAGAGCUACUCUGGAUGAAUGGGAAAAACACUUUUCUAUGAUCGUUUAUGUUUUACAAAAAUCGAAUAAAAAUCUUGCGUAACGUAGUUACCAUAUUUUUUUCUAUAUA
Messenger RNA from Ceratosolen solmsi marchali, 1961 nucleotides. RefSeq lists its product as uncharacterized. The transcript is spliced from 8 exons. The coding region runs from base 213 to 1934 and encodes 573 amino acids. The record is from RefSeq and is a predicted model, not a curated record. NCBI's taxonomy places the organism in Eukaryota, Metazoa, Arthropoda, Insecta, Hymenoptera, Agaonidae.